This is a messenger RNA of Parastagonospora nodorum SN15, 927 nucleotides long. RefSeq lists its product as hypothetical. The record is from RefSeq and is a predicted model, not a curated record. The coding region runs from base 1 to 927 and encodes 308 amino acids. The transcript is spliced from 3 exons. NCBI's taxonomy places the organism in Eukaryota, Fungi, Ascomycota, Dothideomycetes, Pleosporales, Phaeosphaeriaceae.
AUGUUGUUCGUUGAGUGUAAAGGUACACCGUUUGAGUUCUAUGCAGGUCUUUUCCUGAAGAACUGCAAGAAAACAUGGCCAGAAGUCCAACAGCGUCGCAUCGACUUUCGAGCAACAAGCAAAGGACAAAUGGCCCGCCUACCACGAGGAAAUGCGCGGCAUAGCCCAACGGCUCUGAAAGAGAACUUCUGGAUAUCGUCGCCCUCAACGUCCGCACGGAGAUUAAUUUCGGCUUGUUCAGUGACGGGUAACUGGGAUUGGAUGACGCAGCAGAAGGAAAACAUCAUCAUCACCAAAAUAACUCAGACUGACAAGCCGACAAUAAUACAAGUCACGGAAGCAGGCAUCAUCGGCAAAAUCGGCUUCAACGACGCAGGCGUGGGCACGCUGCUCAACGCCAUCAAAGUCCAGGGCGUAAACUCGGCGCGCAUGCCUGUGCAUUUUGGUCUGCGAAUGGCGCUUGAAAGCGCUUCUGUUGACGAGGCAGUCGGGAGGCUUGAGAGAUAUGGCAUGGCGUCUUCUGCCCACAUUCUGCUCGCCGACCCUCACAAAUCUCUGGGUCUGGAGUUCACGAAAUCGACCUUCGCGCAUUGCAUGCCUGAUUCAGGUGGUCGGGUCGUGCACACAAAUCACUUAUUACUGGAUCAUCCCAGCGAGAAGGAUACGGUGUGGAUUAAUGACUCGUUAAGUCGGGCGCAGACUAUGGGGGAGAAUGCUGGACGGCUGGGGAGUGGGGCGGCAUGGGAGGAGGUGGGCGGCUUGUUUGAAGACGAGCAGAAUGCGCCGGGGGCGAUUUGUAGGACGGAGACAGAGGUGACGGGGAGUGCGACGUUGUUUAAUAUUGUCAUGGAUUUGAAGGCGAAGAGGGCAGUAGUAAGGUUAGGGCGGCCGACGGAGGUGGAGGAAAGGGUUGAGCUAGAGUUGUAA